AUUCCUGGGUGCAAAAAGGUGGCCACAGCCUUUACACUACCCAGUAGUGGUCCCGCCGGUGGAACUGGGGCGACUGCCCGCUACUCCCGUCCAGCGGAUGCCCCAGAGAUGCCCUCUCCGCCGGAGCCGGUCAGCUGUUCCCACCGGCGCGGGUACGACCCGGUCGCUACGACGGGGAAGCGCCUUUGGAGACAUACGCAACUCCAAAAUGAAGACACUGGAAUUGACCUCUGUGUACCGGUGUAUCAGGAAAUCCGAGGCUCCAUGAUGACGGGUCACGUGGAGUAUCAGAUUGUCGUGGUCUCUCGUCUGGCAGCAUUCAAAUCAAUAAAGCAUAAACCCGAGGAUGUUGUGCAGCUUGUGGUGUCUAAAAAGUACAGUGAAAUUGAUGAGUUUUACCAGAAGCUUGUGGCUCAUUAUCCGAAAAUUGCCCUCCCUGCCAUGCCCAGGAAGGCUCUGUUCGUGGGUGAUAUGGACAUCAAGGAGAGAAGAGUGACGUUUGAUGAACUGGUGAAGUUCAUCUCUAAGAAUACAACACUUGCAACCUGUCCAGAGUUAUUGGAAUUCCUAGGAGUGAAGACUACAGAUGUUGUUGACUUAAAGAGUAAAAAUGUUCCUGAACAGGAGGAGGAGGAGGAAGGAUUUGAUUUCUUUUCUAAGGAAGAGGUCCUUCCUGCUGAGGAGAUACCUCGACUGAGACAAAACAAAACAACAAAACUCUGCAAACCCCCAGAUGACGAUGAAGAAGUAGAAGAGAGCUUAGAUCCAUUAGGGAUCAUAAAAUCUAAAAAAAUAAAGAAGCCAGCUUCUGAGCAACGGAUAAAAGGGAAGUUUUCUUUGUUUGACGAAGAGGUGGAUCCAGAUGAUGAUUUGUUUGAACCAGCAAAGGUGUCCAGUACAACCAAUAAAGUCCUCUCUGCUAAAGACAGUGGUUUAAAGUUGUUUGAGGACCCAGACCUUGGGGGCGCAGUGAAGGCAGGUGAUUCCCUGCUGCUCCCCACUGCUCACACAGCCGUCGGGGCUGAGACUGAUUCCAUACUGGACGAAGAAACAGAAGAAUUGUUCAGGGUAGAGGAUGACUUUGAUAAACUCCUUAAGGUCAGCAGAAGUGCAAAACCAAAGCCUAAACUGCCUCCUAAACCCAAGCCAGCUGUUGCAAAAAAACCCUCGUCUUUAUCAAAUAGUGGUGCCAGUUUGCCUGCAGCUCCCAUACCAGAGAGUAAAAUGGAGAGCAUGGAUCAAAUGGACAUUCUGAAAUACAUCCAGCAAAAUGAAUCUGUCGCCACUGACAACGUGGAUUUGUUUUAAUAAGGAUUUACAUUCUGAUCAUUCAAAUGGAGAAGAAUAUUUACAGACUGCAUUAAGGAACGAGAGUUAUGAGAAGGUGUUUCCAGACCUCCAAAACAUAACAACGGAAAGUGAAGCAAAAAAUUCAGCAAAGUAUACAGCCAUGGGGAAUGUAAUCAGCAAUUGCAAUACUGGGUUUAACGUACAGUAUCUUUUUUUGUAAAAUAUGUAUUUUUCACCUGUAAAAUGACAGGUUGCAUUUCUUCCUAUUAAGAAUAAAUAAAACAAGUCCAACAGUCCUGCUGUUUCAGAUGUUACCAAUACAUGUUCUGAUAUCAAAAGUAUGUGGGCUAGACAGUUUUGAGACUUCAGAGUUUAAGAGGUUUUGUACUGCACAGGUUUCUUGAGCUGUCUUCUAAAACGUUCCUGAGGAAAGAAAGAGUACGGAACAACAUUUAACACUAAUAAGGGAAGAGUUGGCAAAAAAUGUUUUUUUGUGUUUGUGAAGUAAUUAACAUCUUAGAGGCCAAUGGCUUAUUGAAGUCACAUUGGAUGGAAUUCAGGGCUGCUUGACAGGAAGAUUUAAUUUGGUGGUACUCUAAUGGUGGUUUUACUUUAUAAAUGGAUAUCAGAAGCUAUGAAACCUCCAUAAUAUAUCUAUUUGAGAACAAAUUGACUUUCAUUAAUAAACAUGGCAUUAGUCAAGAGCAAAAGUGAGUUCCUACCAGGUUAUUAUUAAUCUAUUUUUGUUCUGUUCUGAAUUUCAAAUUGUAAAGCUUUAAUUGAAUUUUGGUCCUUGAUGUAAAUUGUUCAUCUGGAUUUUUCACUUUGUAUCAAAUUCUGUAUACUCCAGUUAUACAUUUCUCAUCGAUUUGUCUCUAGAGGCAAAGGGAGGCUCAGUAGUGGGCAAUUCCUUGUCUCUCAAAGCACACUUGUGCUCUUGAUAUUUAUAAAAUACUGUUACUCAUACCAGAACUCCGUACUCUCAAUUUCUCAGAAGCAAGGGGAGAGCGAUGUUCACUUUCUUCCAAGAAACACAUGGAUCUGGAGCUUAAAUCUUUGCUUUAUGCUUGGCAGAGAAAAAAAAAGCUAAAGGUCAUAUAUUAUAGGGUAUAUAAAUCUGUCACAAUAUAACUACAUUAUUUUCAAAUAACCAUUGAAAAUGCAUUGUUGUUAAUGGUAAUUGAAUUACCAUACAAGCAGGAAUAUGUAACUAUGGAAAAAAUCUAAGGCUAAGAUAAAGAUUUCUUUUUGAAAAAGCAUUUUUUCCUUUACUUAAAGGUAUCUAUUGUCUUUGUAAUGUUCAUAUUCAGUAGCUUAAUUUUGCUGUUAUAAAAUGUCUUAAAUUCUCCAUUCAUUGUCUGUAUCUGUGUGCAUAUUCUGCCCAUACCCUGUAUUGUUUGCAAUGCACAGCACAGUUCUGUGUGGUGCCCAGUAUAUACAGUAUGUCGGUAAUGAAGGAUUGUAUAAUUAUUUUGUAAAUUGGCUUGCAAAAAGGCAUGUUCUGGCAUGCACUAUACUCUAGUUGAAUUCUGUUCCAAAUAGGGCAUUAAUCCAGUUAAAAGUUCUACUGCAGAAUUAAAAAUAAAAUGUAUUAAAGAGACCAUAUGGCAUGUUACAGUAAUUACAGAGAAUAUUAAAUUAAAGGAGCAUAAUUUAAAAGACCACAGUGGCGUCGGAGCCAGUUGCCCCACAACCUUCUGUAUUUCUGGGAAGCUUGCAUUAGUUCUAAAAUGGUAAAUAUUUUGGUGAAAAUGUAACACUAAAUGAUGAAAAGAAACUCUAACUGUAUAUACAUUUAUUUUGUUGAUUUGUUGUAUCAACUGCAAAUAUCCUGUACAAUCAGAAUCUCCUCCUGCUGUCGCUGGACUAAAAUCAAUUAGGUGAUGUAAAAGGUUGAUGACUGAGCUUAUUUCCUUGGUGUACCCUACUUGCAUUGUUGUUUAAGUUUUUUUUAUUUUGUUUUUCCUAAACAGAUGUGUACAAAAGUGAAUCAGAGUAGACUUGCGGGAAAUCCUUGUGAAAUUUCUUCUUAUGAAGCACCCCACCCCCCACUGUCUGUCCAUUGGUCACUGUUUAAAUGUGUUCUGUAAUCCACUCAGCCCUACAGAUGAAAUGUACUGAAAUGUAUUGAAAUGUAUUAAAAUGUAAUUUUAAUGUUG
This is a messenger RNA of Lepisosteus oculatus (spotted gar), 3449 nucleotides long. The record is from RefSeq and is a predicted model, not a curated record. Lineage: Eukaryota; Metazoa; Chordata; Actinopteri; Semionotiformes; Lepisosteidae.